This is a messenger RNA of Pseudogymnoascus destructans, 1198 nucleotides long. It is a transcript of the gene NPY1, whose product is annotated as NADH pyrophosphatase. Lineage: Eukaryota; Fungi; Ascomycota; Leotiomycetes; Thelebolales; Thelebolaceae. Gene Ontology annotation, molecular function: metal ion binding; NADH pyrophosphatase activity. The record is from RefSeq and is a predicted model, not a curated record. The transcript has 2 exons. Bases 16 to 1077 code for a protein of 353 amino acids. Gene Ontology annotation, biological process: NAD+ catabolic process; NADP+ catabolic process. Gene Ontology annotation, cellular component: cytosol.
CCCCCCACCCCCCCAAUGCCGGCCCAACCCGACCUGCCCAAAGCCGCCCCUGAACUCCUCGACUCAAUGCUCACCCGCAAAUUCGGGCCCGAGGUCCAAAACUACUUCGCCGGCUCCCCCCUCAACCGCCUCUCCUUCCUGCGCACCGACCACGCCUUCCUCGCCGCCGCCCUCACGCACCCCAGCACCGCCUUCGUGGCCGUCGACGACCUCGCCCCAGCCGCCCGCGACGCUGAAAACCUCGCCUACGUGGGCCAUGCCGACCUCAGCGCGGUGAUUGGGGAGAACCCGCUUGCGAAGACAGAGGCGGAGACGAUUGCAGCUUAUAAUAGCAAGGUUAGCUCGCCGUUGAUCUUGUUCCUUGGCCUGAACGACAAGAGGCAUGAGGGGUUUGAGUAUAAGGCAUAUAAGGGAGUUCCCUACUUCGCCGUGGACAUCACACCGAAGGGCUCCAAUGAGGAGGCAGCAAAGGGCGUCAUUGAAACCCUGAAGGCGAAGAAUAUGAUCUUCCUCCAGGGCCGAAGCGCCAUGACGCUCAACGCCGCAGAUGCCGCCAUCUUCGCGCAAGCCCGCGCCCUCCUCGACUGGAAUGCCCGCAACCCCUUCUGCUCCGGCUGCGGCCAGCCCACGCUCUCCGUCCACGCAGGCACCAAACGCGUCUGUCCCACCGCCGACCUGGCCCCUGGCGCCGCCGCCCGCGGCCCCUGCGCCACCCGCGGCGUAGUCUCUAACCUCUCAUUCCCCCGCACCGACCCCACAGUCAUCAUGGCGGUGAUCUCUCACGACGGCACGAAAGUGCUCUUAGGGCGGCAGAAGCGUUGGCCGACCGACUGGUACAGUACCCUUGCCGGCUUCUGCGAGCCAGCGGAGAGUGUGGAGGAGGCGGUGCGGAGGGAGGUGUGGGAGGAGAGCGGGGUGAAGGUCGGGCGGGUGGUAGUGCAUAGUUCGCAGCCGUGGCCGUAUCCGGCGAACUUGAUGAUUGGGGCGAUUGGGCAGGCGGUGAGGGGGGGGAGGGGAUUAAUCUGGAGCAUGAUCCGGAGUUGGAGCAGGCGAAGUGGUUUGAUUUGGAGACGGUGAGGGUGGCGUUGAAGACGGGGACGAGUGGGUUGGAUGAGGCGACGGGGGAGGGGAGGAAGGAGGGGGACUUGAGAUUGCCAGGGCAUACGGCGAUUGCGAAUCAGUUGUUGCAUGCUGUUGU